This is a messenger RNA of Pogoniulus pusillus (Red-fronted tinkerbird), 1646 nucleotides long. RefSeq names its product sulfatase modifying factor 2 (gene SUMF2). The transcript is spliced from 9 exons. Bases 575 to 1513 code for a protein of 312 amino acids. Gene Ontology annotation, cellular component: endoplasmic reticulum. NCBI's taxonomy places the organism in Eukaryota, Metazoa, Chordata, Aves, Piciformes, Lybiidae. The record is from RefSeq and is a predicted model, not a curated record.
CAGCUCUGCUGCUAGAGUCGCCUGGGUUCAGCCCUGCAGUUUCACAUCAUGAAUCUGGUGUAAGCUUCACAGACAUACUUGCUCUCAGACAAAACUGCACCAUUUAUAGAUUACAGGUCAGGUUUAGAACCUCACACAAAGGGGUUGGUGAGUUAAAGUUUGGUUUAUCACCGAGGGGAAGAGGAUUCUGUAGUAUGAAAUUGUUUUUCUCUUCUCCUGGCUGUGCUUUGUGCUGGUAGGAGCCGGCAGCCUCCCUGCCAAGGCAAGCCUGGCUGGCUCAAGGACUAAAAGCAGCAAACUUGUAAAGCCAAACCCAAACGGAAAGACGCUGCGUGUAAAACAGAGGCGCCUCACGGGGCGGUGUAGCAGGAGCUUUGCCGUGUGUGGAGGUAAAACGCUUUCAGCCGUUCUCUAAGCGGUGGGAACGCAGCCCCUUUGCAGACGCGAACGCCCGAGAGUCGCAGGGCACUGAGGUCUGGAAGCGAAGGGGUCGGGGCGGAGGACCCGGAAGCACUUCCCCGAGCCUCAGCUCUUCCGGGUCGGGUCCCGGCGGUUCCGUUUCCCGGCCGGGCCGAUGGGGCUGGCGGUGCUGGUGUGGUGCUGGGUGCUGGUUAGCGGCCAGGCCCUGCGGGCGUUUGGAGAGGAUGGAAGCAUGGUGCAGCUGCCUGGGGGGAAGUUUCAGAUGGGAUCCAGUUCCUUGGAGAAGAGGAAUGAGGAAGGGCGUUUCAGGGAGGUGACAGUGAAGCCCUUUGCUCUCGACAAAUACCCUGUCACAAACAGGGAGUUCAGGGAGUUUGUUAGGCAAAAGAAGUACAAAACAGAAGCAGAAGCGUUUGGCUGGAGCUUUGUCUUUGAGGAUUUCGUCUCGGAAGAACUGAAAAAAAAAGUCACCCAAAAACUGGAGUCUGCUCCUUGGUGGCUGCCCAUCGAGAAGGCUUUUUGGCGACAGCCCUCAGGCCCUGGCUCCAGCAUAAAAGACAGGCUGGAUUACCCAGUGCUGCACGUCAGCUGGAAUGAUGCACGGGCCUUCUGUGCCUGGAAAGGGAAGAGGCUCCCAGCAGAGGAGGAGUGGGAAUUUGCUGCCAGGGGAGGACUGGAGCAAAGGAUGUAUCCCUGGGGAAACAAGUUCCAGCUGAACCGUACAAAUCUGUGGCAGGGUGCUUUCCCCCAGGCAGACACAGCUGAGGACGGUUAUCACGGCGUCUCGCCUGUGGCAGCGUUCCCUCCUCAGAACAACUACGGGCUCUACGACCUGCUGGGAAACACCUGGGAGUGGACAGCAUCAGAGUACCUGGCUGCAGGGCUCUCCUCGAGGCAGCGUGCUCAGAACAUGAGGGUCCUGAGAGGGGCCUCGUGGAUUGACACUGCUGAUGGGUCUGCAAAUCAUAAAGCUCGUGUGACCACCAGAAUGGGGAACACACCAGAUUCAGCCUCUGACAACCUCAGCUUCCGCUGUGCUACUGAUGUCCCUCCAGUCAGGGCCAAGAAAAGCUGGACCAAACCCGAGCUUUGAGGAGAUCACUCAGGAAGACCUGAAGGUAUUUUCUCCUGUGGAGAUGACCAGCACCCCACAGCAGUCACUGUUAUUAAACCAGCACCCCACAGCAGUCACUGUUAUUAAACCCAGACAGUUCUCAAAAUCAAAA